CCGGCGUACAGCAGAGUAGGGUGAGCAAGGCCCCUCACUUACUGCCUGAGUUGGCGAGUAUUAUUUCUGUGUUCGCCGCUUCUAGCCCCUUUGGAGUGUUGAUUAUUUGGUCGUGUCUGCAUGCGUCUGCAGGGGAUAGAUAUCCGUGGCUGUGUCUGCUUUUUUGUGGCCCAGGAGCUGUAGCGACGCCUUUAGAAGAGAGUGUGUGGAAGAGGAGAAGCGUGGUGGUGGCAGUUCUAGGGAGAGGUGUGAGUCAGGGAGUGUUAGUCAGCCAGCAGCCAGCAGACAAGAGGACCAGCAGCACACUAGCUGCCUGGGCAGCAGCAGACCCACACACACACGCUGCUCACACACACACACACACACACACAGACACGCCGGACAUUGCACAAAUAGUGCAUGAGGGAUCAUGGCUUGGAACGCAGACACCACCAUUCUGGACCUCCACUUGCUGGUUAACCCAGGGCUUGACAAGCCAUUCACGCCGCAGACCUUCGGUGGACAGCAGCAUCAGCAGACACAGCAGAUGUAUGACACACAGCAGCCAACAGGCUACAACAAGUACCACCACCUCGAGGUUCCCUACAGCGACUACAACCUUCUCUCUCCUAGCACUGAGUCGGGCUACAGCAGUAGCUGUAGCCUGGGACAGCCCUCUCCUAUGAGUCGCCCUCUCGGUGGUUCUCCAGCCCCUCUCAGACCCCCCUCAAGGGCUACCCCGGCCCUGGACCUGGAGAUGGAGGCCAGCUUCAUCACCGCAGCAUCCAAUACGCUUAACAACUACGGGGCGGCUGGCUACGACGCCUUUGAUACCCAGAAUAAUAUCUACGACCCUCUUAAUUCCAGCUUUGACGCCAGCUACGAUCGUGGGUUGGACACUAGCUAUGGGUCCCCCAUAGCUGGCUACGCUUCCCCCUACGUUGAACCUCCCUGUGAUUCACCCUACAGACUCACUCCUGUUAGUGCCUACGAGUCAACGUCCCAGCAGACGCCACAACAGGAGGAGGAAGAACAGGAAAAACCUCGUGCUCCCCCAGAUCCCAGCACCUGGACGGCAGAAAACAUCAAGUCGUGGAUAGCCUGGGCUAGGAAGGACUUCGACCUACCUCCUACCCUUAGCCCAUCCCUGCUACCAACCACAGGUGGUGAGUUAUGCAGUCUGACCAGACGAGAGUUGCAACGGAAGGUUGGCAACAAGACUGGUCGUGUCCUGGCCCAGCACUUGGACAUAUUGCUAGGUAACUUCGGCAGGGGACUUCCCAAGGACGAGUUCCAGGACCCCACGGACCUCACGGACCCCCAGGAAGAUGUCAUAGAAGGGAACCCCUAUGAGAUAUUAGGGCCACUGUGUACCAGGUUAGCAGUUCAGGGGUCUGGACAGGUCCAGCUAUGGCAGUUCCUGCUGGAACUGCUCUCUGACCCUAGCAACUCAGGCGUCAUCACCUGGGAAGGAACUUCAGGGGAAUUCAAGAUCCUGGACCCGGACGAGGUGGCCAGACGAUGGGGAGAUCGCAAAUCGAAACCAAACAUGAAUUACGAUAAGCUCUCCCGCGCCUUACGAUACUACUACGAUCGUAACUUGAUGACAAAGGUACACGGGAAGCGGUAUGCGUACCGCUUCGACUUCCGGGCGCUGGAGCAGUUACAGCAGGUGCAGCAGAGUGAUGGCCAGGCCAGGCCAGUGCCAGAUAUAGCUUUUCUCAGUGCCGCUUUGAGUGGCACUUCUGUUUCCUCGCCUCAAGACUACUGGCAGCCUACCACAGGGCCUAUGUAGGCUAGGCCUAGUCUGUGUCAUUUCAGUGCCUUGUAUAAUGCUUAGGUCUAUGAACAUUAAGUACCUCGAAUACUGCCACUAGUGCCUAUGCCUAUUGAUGACAAUAGUACCUAUGCCUAUAAGACUGGCACUAGUGCCUAAGCCUAUAAGACUGGCACUAGUGCCUAAGCCUAUAAGACUGGCUAUAGUGCCUAGGCCUGUGAGACUGCACCAGUGCCUAGGCCUAUGAGACUGUACUAACGCCUAGGCCUAUAAGACUGGCACUAGUGCCUAGCCUAUGAGACUGGCACUAGUGCCUAGGCCUAAAGCUGUAAGAGGAAGUGAUCUCAGGUGACUGGGGUGUUGGUACCCCUCAUGUAUUAUACCCACUGGGAAGAAAUACCAGGUAACAGGUACUAGGUACCAGGUACAGCAAGUACCACAAGUAUCAGGUACCAGGAACCACAAGUACCAGGUACAGCAAGUACAAGGUACCAGGUACCUGAGGCUGGUCUUAGCACUCCUGUGAUACCGUCAAACUACCAAAAGAUACCUAAGCCUUAACUGUGACCCCCAGGUACCCUUCCUGGUGCAACAGGUACCCUCCCUGAUACCCCAGGUACCCUUCCUGGUGCAACAGGUACCCUCCCUGAUACCCCAAAUACCCUUCCUGGUACAACAGGUACCCUCCCUAAUACCCCAGCUACAUUCUUUGCACCGCAUGUACCUUCCCUGGUACUCCAGGUAUCCUCCGUGGCACUCCAGGCACCCUCCCUUGUACCACAGGAGACCCUAGGUAUCCUCCAUGUGUUGGUACCAGGGAGAGUGCCUGAGGUACCAAGGAGGGUACUUGGGGUACCAGGAAGGGUACUUCUAAUAGGGUGUUUUGGGUACCCUAGGUACCCCAAACACCCUAUUAUAAGUGCCCCAUCCUGGGGUACACCACCCCCCGAAAUAAAUGGAUUAAUCAGGUCUAAGGCUCAGGUACCCCCACUUCCCCCUCCCUCCCCGCACCCCCCCACUCCCCCUCCCUCCCUUUAACAAGUGUAUUACCCACUGUGAUCUUCCCAGGGUCUCGGGUGGGGGGCAGGGGGGCCUCCUCCCCCUCUCCCCACCCCCCAUUUUGUACAAACUCCUCGUAUGUAUAUAAAUCUGUGAUACUACGUAAUUAUUUUUUUUUAAUUAUUAUUAUGCCUAAGAUUUAUAUGAGUAAGAUUUAUAUAUAUAUAUAUUUAAAAACUUUUUUAUAUUGUCAGCGAAUUUAUACAAUAAAAU
Molecule: messenger RNA, 3028 nt
Organism: Cherax quadricarinatus
Lineage: Eukaryota; Metazoa; Arthropoda; Malacostraca; Decapoda; Parastacidae
Product: DNA-binding protein D-ETS-6
Biological process (GO): cell differentiation; regulation of transcription by RNA polymerase II
Cellular component (GO): nucleus
Molecular function (GO): DNA-binding transcription factor activity, RNA polymerase II-specific; sequence-specific DNA binding
Source: RefSeq, a predicted model, not a curated record